Molecule: messenger RNA, 417 nt
Organism: Aureobasidium musti
Lineage: Eukaryota; Fungi; Ascomycota; Dothideomycetes; Dothideales; Saccotheciaceae
Source: the annotation of a GenBank genome assembly
AUGGACUCUCACUCAAACCAACACUUCUACGCUCAGCAGAGACCUGCCUAUCCCCAAGCUUCCUACAACCAAUCCACCUUCACAAGCUCGGCUAGCCUCUCAUCAUUGGCUUCCAUCAACACCAGCCCUGACCAGACCAACAUGAACUCUCGUCAAUCACCUACCUUGGUCUCUGCCGCGCCUGUGUCGUCGCCUUCAAGCCAGUCUCAGUUCUCUUUGCCUCCUGCAGAGAACAACUACUACCAACAAAUGCCUCAGUACCCUCAGCAACAUCGUGGUAGUUUCUGCGAGGAGCAGAGACCCAGAGGCCUGAACGACGCUUCACCAUUCCUGCAGGACUUCAGCCUUCUUGCUGAGGCUGCCAAGCGUGCGCAGAUGGCCGUCAUGAUGAGAGACUUUGACGACCUUGAGAUGUAA